AUGCGGGAAGACGACGACUCCUCCCCGAUGGACAGCGCGGGGAACAGCGAGGAGGAGGCCGAGCGGCAGCCGCCGAGGAGAGGCGCCAGGAAGCGGCGCGCGGCCGUGACGCGCAGGAGCGCGGACGACCCGGACGUGGCGGGAAAAAGGACGACGACGACGACGACGUGCGUGGGCGGGAGCGCGGGCAGCAGCCCGGCGCGCUCCGGGGACGACGCGCAGACGCAGCGCGUCAUGGCCAACGUGCGCGAGCGCCAGCGCACGCAGUCGCUGAACGAGGCCUUCACGUCGCUGCGCGAGAUCAUCCCCACGCUGCCCUCCGACAAGCUCAGCAAGAUCCAGACGCUCAAGCUGGCCGCGCGCUACAUCGACUUCCUGUGCGAGGUGCUGCGGAGCGACGAGGCGGCGGCGGCGGCGGCGGCGGACGCGCGCGGCUCCGGCUGCGGCUACGUGGCGCACGAGCGCCUCAGCUACGCCUUCUCGGUGUGGAGGAUGGGAGGAUCCUGGUCCGUGUCCACCGCCUCCCACUAG
Messenger RNA from Entelurus aequoreus (snake pipefish), 531 nucleotides. Its product is annotated as twist-related protein-like. The record is from RefSeq and is a predicted model, not a curated record. The coding region runs from base 1 to 531 and encodes 176 amino acids. Gene Ontology annotation, molecular function: RNA polymerase II transcription regulatory region sequence-specific DNA binding; DNA-binding transcription factor activity, RNA polymerase II-specific; protein dimerization activity. The transcript has a single exon. Gene Ontology annotation, biological process: regulation of transcription by RNA polymerase II; developmental process. Lineage: Eukaryota; Metazoa; Chordata; Actinopteri; Syngnathiformes; Syngnathidae.